AUGUCCUCCCGUGCGCUCCGCAAGCUGCAGAAGCAGCGCGAACAAGAGCUGCAGCUGGCACAAGUCGAACAAGAAAACGAUGACUCGAGCGAUGAAGAGCCAGUGGUCCGGCCGUCGAAGCCGAAGCUCAACGCCUUCGAUCUGUUGAACUCAGUCGACGAUGACGAAGACGAGCAGGAGUCCGAAAAUGAAGCUGAGAUUGAGGAACCUGAGCCGGUGACUCAACCUAAAGAGGUUCCUGCACCUGCACCUGCACCUAAGCCAGCAGCCCCGGGAAAGAAGAAUAAGAAGAACAAGAAAAAAAAGAAGGCUGGAGCUAAAUCGGGGGCCGGUGCUGCUACUUCCGAGACUACAGGACUGGAUGAUAUCGACAAAGCGCUGAAAGACUUGGCCGUCAACCCUAAACAUUCCGCACACACUGGUGGUCCAGGCGCCGCAGAAGACCGUGAUGCUGGAUUCCCGAAAACACCGGAAGCGCUUCUCGCCAUUGAUCCUAGAUGCCUGAAUGCGACGAACGAGAUGCGCAAAUUAUUUGGGAAUGUCGUUAGGGGUCAGAGUCUGGCUGGCGUGACGCAGCGGCGGAACGUUCUCAUGCAGGGCAGGGAUGAGUGGCCUCGAUCUCCCAGUGGUGGUCUUGGAAUGGAGCUAGUCGAAAAGCUCCAAAAUGGCUCUACUAUGUACAAGAUUGUGCACAAUUCAUCCUAUACAGACGUGCAGAGACAGUUCGAUAUGUGCGUGGAGUCGAUGGAUCCCCAAAGAAUGAUCCACCUCUUACAAUACAACCCCUACCACAUCUCUACCCUCCUACAGGUGUCUGAGAUAGCAAAGCAUCAGGGUGAUCAUGCAGUCUCGGCCGAUCUACUCGAGCGCGCACUGUUCAACAUCGGGCGUUCAGCCCAUUCGUCUUUCAGCAACCUCGUUAAGCAAGGCCAGGCAAAACUUGACUUUGUGCAUAUGGAGAACCGCGAGCUGUGGCUGGUUGGCUGGAGGUACAUUGCUAAUCUGGGGAUGAAGGGUACUUGGCGGACGGCGUAUGAGUGGGCGAAAUUACUACUGAGUCUCAAUGAGACUGACCCCUACUGCAUCCGGCUUCUUAUCGAUCACUUGGCCCUGCGAGGCCGAGAAUAUGCCCAUUUCGUGGAUCUCUGCACACAGACGCGUCUGAGCAAGGAGUGGGACACCCUUCCCAAUAUACAGUGUUCGCUCGCGCUGGCCUAUCUACGACUCAACAAACCGAAGGAAUGCCGCGAGCAGCUGCGGCGAGCCAUGUCGCGCUACCCGUGGGUAUUCUGUAAGAUGGCGCAAGAGCUCGACAUCCAGCCCAUGCCAAAGAGGAUCUGGGGCAAGAUGCCACCCACGGAUGCCCACGAACUUUUCACCGAACUCUACAUUAGCCGUGCCAAAGACCUCUGGAACACUCCUGAAGCGGUUUCUUUGAUCGUAGAAGUGGCCGACACGCUUCCCGACGAAGAAGAGCCCGUUGAGCCGCCGGAGAUAUCGCUGGACAUCGCACGCCAUGUUGUACUGUCCGAUAUCCCUCGGGUCACGACACAUCUUCCAAAUCGCUUCGUCGCUGGACGUCUCUCCGCAUCCGACCCCCUUCCUCCGUACGAGUCGGAAGCCUAUCGUCAGCAGUCCGACCCCACGCCAUCCUACUUGUCGCAGGUACCAGAUGUAGGGCGGCCACAAUGGCUGCGAGACCUGCUUGAUCAGCUGAACAACGGAGCUAUUCAUUUCCCUCGGUUCCAGCGUGAUGGAGAGGAAGUACACGAAGAUGACGUUCCAUCGGAGACCGAAGCUGAGGACAACCGUGCGCCGGCCCACCCCAGCGCCGAUCAGCAACCAGUCCUCGAACAGUGGCUGUUAAACGAUGGGAUGCACACGUUGGAAGCAUUCAUCCAGCAGUAUGGAGUUGACCGCGGAAACUGGGGCGAAGUACUCGACUAUUCCCCGCUGACGGAGUAUGUGGAUGGCUUGGAAUUGGUUCAGCCAGAGUCGGAGCGCGAGCGUUUGCUGCAUGGACCGAUUCGGGAGGCGAUGGGCGACAUGGUGGUUUCCAUGCUGGAAGACGAGCUCCAGCUGCUUCAGUAUGAUGAGGAAGAAGCUUGA
Molecule: messenger RNA, 2109 nt
Organism: Aspergillus niger
Lineage: Eukaryota; Fungi; Ascomycota; Eurotiomycetes; Eurotiales; Aspergillaceae
Exons: 2
Coding region: 1-2109 (702 amino acids)
Biological process (GO): rescue of stalled cytosolic ribosome; ribosome-associated ubiquitin-dependent protein catabolic process
Cellular component (GO): RQC complex
Molecular function (GO): protein binding
Source: RefSeq, a predicted model, not a curated record